GCCAAGCCGAUACCGCGGCGCGUCGGAAGCAAACGCCGAGAAGGAAAAACAAAGCGCGCCCGGCGUUUACGAGGUCGCCCAGUGGAAAGCGUCCAAGCCAACGAGCGGCGGGGAGCAGGGUCAAACCGUUCGCGGCCGCACUGACGACUUCGCGAGCCUCGGUCUGUCCCCCGUCGGUUCGUUUGACUGGUGCUGCUGCUGGCGUCAGCGCGACGAUGCCUCGACUGCAGUUGCUCACGUGACCAACCCCGCCCCCUCGCUUGCGUGCACGUGCAAGCUCGACCGGCGCUCGUUCGCGCCAGCGCCGCAUGGACGAGCGUGAGCUACGUUACAGGGGAAUACCUCGGAACGCUGAGGACGGUACAGGAAUGAGGUCCCUUCAGAUGAGUUCCGGCUACACUGAUGACUUCCGGUUCGGUUCCAUGGUCAGCCGGAAAUACUGUUGCGCUUCCGGACUGGCCGUUUGCGUGCUCGGCGUCAUCUGUGGCGUCCUGCUGGGACACUUCGCCAUGCGCGGUGGCAGCACUUCCAAGUCUGACCAACACGGUAUGCCGGAGGCGGACACUGUCGGCCACAUUAGGAGUGUCGAAGGUGACGUCACCGCGUUUCUCAACAAGUACGACUACGAGACCACGCUGCGGACGUUCGUCGAAAUGCCGAAGCUGGGCGGCACAGAAGGCGAGAGGACCUCGGCGGAAUACGUGGCGAAAAUGUGGAAAACCCACGGCCUUGAAGACGUCCACCUGACUCCUUACAAGGCGUACUUCUCCCAUCCGGAUCCGGACCAUCACAGUCAGAUUUCCAUCAUUGACAGCCAAGGAAAAGUUGUGUAUUCGGUAACUAGACAGAAGACUGGCUCCAUAGAGCCCUACCUAGCGUAUUCUGCAAGCACCGGGAGUACACCUGUUGUGGCGGAAGUCGUCUACGCCAAUUACGGACGACCGGUAGACUUCGCUUACCUGCACAAGGCCGGCAUCAACGUCACCGGAAGGAUCGUCGUCAUCCGGUUCGGUCGCGUGUUUCGCGGCAACAAGGUGAAAGAAGCGGAGAAGCAGGGUGCCUCGGCGGUCAUCCUCUACCCCGACCCGGCAGACUACGCCCUGCAGCCACAGCGGCCGUUUCCGGAGUCCAUGUCCCUACCCGCCUCAGCAGUCGCCUCUGGAACGCUCUCGCUCGUUAACGGAGACCCCCUAACCCCCGUUUACCCAGCUACAGAGGACGCUUUCAGAAUACCUCUGAGGGAGGCGAACCUUCCUGGCAUCCCUGCAUUCACGGCGUCCUUCGAGGAAGCGGCCCAGAUACUGAGCCGCCUGGACGGACCGGCGUCACCGGAAGACUGGACAGGAGACCUGAACAUUGGCACAUACCGCCUUGGGCCCGGUUUCACUAAUGCCAAGGAAAUGAAACUGGAGGUUCAUCUCAAGAACGGCCUGGCAAUGACAUACAAUGUCAUCGGAAAAAUAACCGGAGUCGAAGAACCUGAGAAACUGGUUUUGGUGGGAAACCACCGCGAUGCUUGGACGCCCGGCGCGUUCGAUCCUGUCAGCGGAACCGUGGCGCUGAUGGCCAUCGCGGAAGCCUACGGGAAAAUGGCCAUGCAAGGUUGGAGGCCUCGUCGCACGCUUGUGUUUUGCAGCUGGGGCGCUGAAGAGUUUGGUCUGAUCGGUUCCCAGGAAUGGGUCGAGCAACAUCGCAUGCAACUGGACCACCAGGCCGUUGCAUACCUAAACGUGGACAUCGCCGUUCAGGGAAACGGUACCCUGGAAAUGUCCGCAAGUCCCUUGCUGGCCCACUUGAUCUGGGAAUCAACAAAGAAGCUUCCGAACCCUGACAAGGACGAAGUUGCCCGCGGUAGGACGUCGGUGUUCGACACCUGGCUCGCCAACUCACCAUCGUUCAAUAAUCCCGACACCGAGCCAAGGUUCCUGGACCUUGCAUCGGACAGCGACUACGCACCAUUCUACCAUGAACUUGGCAUUCCUAGCGUCGACAUUCGCUACGCUUGCCGUAAUCAGAGCUUCGACUCCUGCCUUCCUCUUUAUCACACAAUCUACGAGAACGAAAUGGCUUACAAGAUGGUCGACAAAGAGUUCUUGUUCCUCCGAGCUGUAACACAGUUGCUGGCCUCAGCAGCGCACCAGCUGGCGGUGCCGGCACUACUGCCCCACACGGUGCGGCCGUACGCGGCGGCACUAAACGAAAGCCUGGCCGAGCUGCGGGUUCUCUACGCCACGCACAUCGAGGACCAACGAAUCGACGUGGGGCCACUAGUUUCGGCUGUGGAGAGCUUCUCGAAAGCAGCAGACGCUGUCGAGCAGGAGAGACACAACAGCAAAACUUUCAGAAACCUGAACAAUAAGCUGAUGCUUCUAGAACGAGCCUUCAUCGACAGCCCGGGCAUCCUUGCAGGGAACAUGUACAGUAACCACACGUGGGGGAGCUACUCAAGCAAGCACGUCGUAUUUGGAGUCAGCUUCGAUGACGCCAACGUCGGCUCGCGGUUCACAGCCCUGAAGCGAGCCCUGGUCGACGCAUCGCCACUCGCAACGCCGCUGAUGGCCUCGUUGACUUACCGCAUCAGGGCGGCUGCAGACGUCCUCAAGGACUCGCUUUGAUGACACCUCGACGACAGACUCACGUCGCACACAGCAUGUUGCAUGCCUUGCAUUAAUUGUGGGCUGCCCAGAGAGACUUUAGAAUCGGCGCCCUUACACGAAUUGCAGCCGUGGUGGUUAGGCCUAUGCCGGCAAACAACGCCACCGUAAGAUUCUGUUUGGGUGAGGGUGCAGCGCGAAGAUUAAGCAAUUGCGUUGACAAUACAAGCACUUACACCACACUUGUUCUUGUCUCUCGUGCUUAAUUAAAGGUAACCUCGCUAUAACGAAAUGGCAUCUGGAUCAUUAGUUCGGUAUAUCCAAGAUUCGUUGUAACAGUAGAUAUAAAAAAUCUGCUACAACAAUUCGACAGUCUGUCUAGUGCAAAGAUGCUAAAUACAAAAACGCAUGCACUGUACAGAACGAAGUUUUUUUUUUACAGUGUCCAUGCACGAGAGGGCUUUUUCUACAUCAGCGGUUUCUUUAGCAGUUUCUUUCAAAUCAAGUGUAACCCAACCAAAGUUCGUAUUUAGCUCGCUAUAACCGAUAAUUCGCUAUAUCAGUGUUCGCUAUAACGAGGGUUGGCUGUACAACAGCGCGAGCUCUUGAAUGGAGCAGAAAACAAUAAACACAGACAUAGCUAAGCAACAAGAUUUACUGGAAAUACUUGAUGCACGCAAAAAAUAUAAAACUGUUGCUGAUCGAAACAAAGAAAGCCUGUCCUUUCUAAGCCCUUGUUUAUACUUCGCGUUGCACCCUCACUAUGACAAAUGACUAGCCCAAACAACUUCUUUGCUAAGUCGCACUUGGGACGAGAUGUACAGAAUCCCCCCAACUUCAUCACGCAUUUUUCGUCCUCAUGCUAUGUUUUGGCACGAAGACAUGUCGAUGGUGCCUUGAGGUGACCCCUGUCGCGUACAUGAAAUAUCACGACAGUCGGAUGUUGACGGAUUCGUUUCAUUUCAUUCAUUGUACGAGUCUCGCGAGCCCAGAAAAAAAAUUAUGAGCAUUCACUUGCUGCCGAUCAACUUCUUAGCACAGAAAUGCACGGUUUACUUAAAUGCACGUCAUAGGUGCGUGGAGAGUGUACUUAUUAAAAAAAAAGAGUUCAAAAGAAGUAGGUUUCAAAAGAAGGUGAUGUGAGAUGGGGCACAAAAUCGUGUUCUGUGUCUGUCGUUACAGCUUAAACAUUUUUCUUCAGGAAUUUUGGGACUCACGCGCCAUGCACACUUCUGUAACCAUACCCAGGUAUGAGGCAGGAAGGUAUGCUGAAAGUCGGUAGACACAUUGAGUACACUUCUGGCGCGAGAAGCAUAUCGCCGUCAGGCUACCGAGUCGAAUUUUUGUCCUCUUGAUACUUCGAGAAAGCGUGGGCCAUUGAAAUGGGUUUGUCCCUGUGAAAUAACUGACCACACUCAUGUUUGAAGCAGUUUGGUGAUGCUGUGCUGUUACAGUCUGUUUUACUGUACCAGAACACCAAGAUGUACGGGCCAGAACUGGACGGCGAAGUGACGAUGAAUGCGCUAUUUACCAACUUUUUUUAGCUGCUGGAAAAGACGCUCAGGUUUCCUUCUUGUCCUCAGUUUGUACUAUAUCUAGUUAACCUGCAGUCAUAAUUCAAACAGCACGCCAGAAACUGGUGCGCCAUGUGCACUUGCAGCAAAUGAUCUGCUGCCUUGCAACCGACUGGUUAUUGUGCUGUAAUAUUGCGAAAGUUAGAUAUCGCUAUAAGCACCGGUUCCACGUGUUCAACGACUGUAUAUACUGAUAGAAAUGUUCCUUUGCCCACGUUCGCUUCAAAAAUUUAGGUCGGCUAAAUGGUUGGCAGUAAUAUAAAGCCACCUACGCUAUCGCCUGCCUAGUUCUGGAACACCAGUGGGCCAACGGAAUCAAUACCCAUGUACCGACUAAUAAUUUUGCUUGUGCAAGAUGACACAAAGACACCCAGGUAUUUUAAAAACGACACCUCGUCUGCUGAAGUCUAUAUAGCCAUUUACCGUUUGUCCGUUUCUUGCACUUUGUGGCCAUGUUAAUUUCAGCAAAUCCGAACAAGCCCAAAAUCGCAUCCUAUUUGUCUACACUCUUUCAAACUACAGUACAGAAAAGGCGCAAGUCUUCUCUUUUGAUCAACUUCUCAAAAUUCCAGAAAUCUUGUCACCGUAACUAAGCGCCUUUCUUGUAAAGGAAGUGCGUCUGACUUGUGUGUGUUUUUGGAUCUCGUUUUUUUUUGUGCUUCAAAUAGACUGAGACGUUGUGUGCUUUUGAUAUUCCCGAAACGUCAGCCAGCCUUUUGUUUACCAUGUACAGUUUCUAUUUAGGCUGUACGUUUAUCUCGAUGUCUGUACGUCUUAUCGCUGUCACGUUUUUUUUUUCUUCUAUAUUUUCUUGUUUAGGAACUGAUGCAAAGUGAAAUAAAAUGUGUGACGCUGUUAA
Molecule: messenger RNA, 5027 nt
Organism: Rhipicephalus sanguineus (brown dog tick)
Lineage: Eukaryota; Metazoa; Arthropoda; Arachnida; Ixodida; Ixodidae
Product: N-acetylated-alpha-linked acidic dipeptidase 2
Exons: 19
Coding region: 309-2615 (768 amino acids)
Molecular function (GO): carboxypeptidase activity
Source: RefSeq, a predicted model, not a curated record